AUGGGGGAAGGUGGCGACUUUUGGAAGACCCAUGAUGGAUGGUGGUUACGGUGGAUGGUGGUGGCCAUGGUGGAUGGUUGGUCAAGACGGAAGGGUGGUCAAGACAGGUGGUUGGUCAAGACAGAUGGUGGUCAAGACAGAAAGUUGGUCAAGACGGAAGAUUGGUCAAGACGGGAGAUUGGUCAAGACGGGAGAUUGGUCAAGACGGGAGAUUGGUCAAGACGGGAGAUUGGUCAAGACGCAGGUUUGGUCAAGACAGAAGGGUGGUCAAGACAGGUGGUCAAGACAGGUGGUCAAGACAGAUUGUGGUCAAGACGGAAGAUUGGUCAAGACGGAGGUUUGGUCAAGACAGAAGGGUGGUCAAGACAGAAGAAGGUCGGUCAAGACAGGUGGUUGGUCAAGACAGAUGGUGGUCAAGACGGAAGGUGGUCAAGACAGAAGAAGGUUGGUCAAGACGGAAGGUGGUCAAGACAGAAGAAGGUUGGUCAAGACAGAUUGUGGUCAAGACGGAAGGUUGGUCAAGACAGAAGAAGGUUGGUCAAGACAGAUUGUGGUCAAGACGGAAGGUUGGUCAAGACAGAAGAAGGUUGGUCAAGACGGAAUGUGGUCAAGACGGAAGGUGGUCAAGACAGAAGGUGGUCAAGACAGAUUGUGGUCAAGACAGACAAGGUGAAGAUGUAA
This is a messenger RNA of Penicillium verrucosum, 681 nucleotides long. RefSeq lists its product as uncharacterized. The record is from RefSeq and is a predicted model, not a curated record. Bases 1 to 681 code for a protein of 226 amino acids. NCBI's taxonomy places the organism in Eukaryota, Fungi, Ascomycota, Eurotiomycetes, Eurotiales, Aspergillaceae. The transcript has a single exon.